Messenger RNA from Osmia lignaria (orchard mason bee), 1972 nucleotides. Its product is annotated as fatty-acid amide hydrolase 2-like. Gene Ontology annotation, cellular component: endomembrane system. Lineage: Eukaryota; Metazoa; Arthropoda; Insecta; Hymenoptera; Megachilidae. The record is from RefSeq and is a predicted model, not a curated record.
CGGUUUCCUGAUCGAUUCAUUCAAUUUAUCCAAGAGAAUUUACUCCCGAUUUCUCUCCCAACGACAAUCAAGAGUACCCUCGAGAGUACGUUCAACACUUUCUCGACGAUUACAGUCGCGGUAACCGAGGAUUGCUACGAGAUCUCACAAUCAGUAACGUCCGAGACUCCGAAGACAAUGAUACUCGGCAACUAACCAACUAAUAGUAUCUAUCGAUCAGAUAUCAAGUGUGAUUUUUGAACUGAAAUUUUUUUUAAAUUGAUUUAUGUUUAAUUGAACUCUGAUCAACAAUUUCAUUCCUAAAGCUUUGUCAGCGAAUAUUGAAGAAACGAAAUAAUUAAUCAGGAAAAAUGAAUGAUUUUGUGGCGAAAUUUUGUGUCGUGAAUUUCCAUUUGAUACAUUUCAUUAUUCGUCCGUUCUACGCUCUUAUUUACCGCAACAAACCACGAGACAUACCUUCAAUUAAGAAUCCUCUGUUAAAAUUGAGCGCAACCAUGUUAGCCAGGAAGAUCAGAAACCAUGAGCUUUCUAGUCAGACAGUAGUGGAAGCAUAUAUCGAGCGUAUUAAGGAAGUGGAUCCUUUCAUAAAUGCAGUAAUAGAAGAGCGAUUCGAAGCGGCUCUGAACGAGGCGAAAACGUGCGAUGAAAAGUUGAAGAAUGAAGAAAUAAUCGCCUUGGAUCUGGAAAAAGAGAAACCGCUUUACGGAGUUCCAGUUACGAUCAAAGAAUCUCUUUCCGUUAAAGGAAUGAGCAUUACCGGCGGUUGUAUAAAAAGAAAAAACUUUAAAGCUGAGGAAGAUGGAGAUGCAGUGAAACUGAUAAAAAACGCUGGAGCUAUUGUGUUGUUGGUCAGUAACACUUCGGAAUUAUGUACAGCAAUCAACAGCUACAACCAUCUUUUUGGACAAACCAAAAAUCCAUAUAAUAGGACGAGGACUUCGGGAGGGUCAUCUGGUGGUGAGGGUGCACUGAUUACCGCGGGUGCAUCUGUUCUUGGUUUCGGCUCAGAUGUAGUUGGUUCCAUAAGAAUACCAGCUCUCUGGAAUGGUAUCUUUGGUCAUAAACCUACUCCAGGCAUUAUCCCUGUUAAAGGACACUAUCCCACAAUGGACGAUGAACUUUUCCAAAAUUUCUUAGUACUUGGACCACUAGCAAGAUACGCGGAGGAUCUCCAAUUGGCUAUGAAGGUUUUCACGUCCAGACUCGAGAAACCUUUAUGCUUUGAUGAACCACUCAAUCUGAAAAACCUUCGAGUUUUUUACGUGGACAAUUUCGACAGUUUCUGUAAUACGAGAUCAACUUCGUCAGAUAUCAAAGAAACUAUCCACAAAGCUCUAAGCUUUUUCGCUAAAAAUGGAGCCUACGUGGAACACUUAUCACAAGAAUGGGUAGCCGAUAUAUUCAACAUGGAACUAUCUGCAUUCGGUGAACUAGAUAUACCUGAACUGCUUGUAGAUCCUAAAAAUCCAGAGGGAAAAAGGAGACCAUUCCUUGAAUUUGCAAAAUCCGUAGUUCGUUUGUCAGAUUACACCCCAUCGCUCACUUUGGUACGAAUAGUCAUUGAAAUUCAUGGAGGCAUUACACGUUCUGGGAUAGAAAAAUAUAAAAAGAUAAGAAAUGAACUUCGUCAAAAAGUUAAUAAUAUGCUCAAAGACGAUGCUGUGUUCAUAUAUCCCACAUUUCCAUCCGCUGCAACUUAUCCAGAACUAGUAUUCUUCAACUUCGACUCUAGUGCUUACGCUUCACUUGCAAAUCUACUGCAUUUACCAUCAACACACAUACCAAUGGGUUUGAAUAACGACGGAUUGCCAAUUGGAUUUCAAGUGACAGCCGCAUCGUAUCAAGAUCAUCUUAGUAUAGCAGUUGCUAAAGAGUUAGAGAAAGCCUUUGGUGGCUGGAUACCUCCUAGCUAGAACAUUACUUCAUCAAUACUGAUUUGUUGUUUUCUUUUCUUUCUUUUUUUUUUUUUUUU